This is a messenger RNA of Ornithodoros turicata, 1210 nucleotides long. RefSeq names its product galactosylgalactosylxylosylprotein 3-beta-glucuronosyltransferase 3-like. Gene Ontology annotation, cellular component: Golgi membrane. NCBI's taxonomy places the organism in Eukaryota, Metazoa, Arthropoda, Arachnida, Ixodida, Argasidae. The transcript is spliced from 5 exons. Gene Ontology annotation, molecular function: galactosylgalactosylxylosylprotein 3-beta-glucuronosyltransferase activity. Gene Ontology annotation, biological process: chondroitin sulfate proteoglycan biosynthetic process; carbohydrate metabolic process. Bases 278 to 1195 code for a protein of 305 amino acids. The record is from RefSeq and is a predicted model, not a curated record.
GCUUCUUGAGUGUGUGAGUAGGACUGCCCUGGCUCGCACCUGGACCGUAGCAGCUGCAACACCUUCACCUGCCGGCCGCCACUGCCCUCCUGGCUGAAGAAGAAGAAAAUGAACACAUUAAACCACAUCGACGAUCAUUUUCAGUAUUUAUUAAUUUUCAACGCCUUGCGUGACUUUCUUGAGUCUCGGAUGUUCCCCGUGUGAAAUUGCAGAAUAAUGUACUGAUGUGUUCGAAAAAAGAGGCCAUCACAACUGCACGUGUUCCUGGAAAGACUGUAUGGCGUCAACAUUUGUCGCUGGUGUCAUCGUAGGCAUUCUGCUUUGGCAAAUUUUCUUCUUCGUGUGCACAACUAUGCUGAGAAGGCCCCCAAUGAUGGCCCCAAUGAUGGCCCCAAUCCCCUCACCUAUGAAGAGAAACUCCCUGCUGGACAACAGUUGUAGGAUCUAUGCCAUCACAGUAACCUGUAGACGAAGCACGCAAGCCCCGGACUUGGUAAGGAUCAGCCAGACCCUGCGUAGUGUGCCUAAUAUCUUCUGGAUCAUCUACGAAGUAGCUCCUGCACCGUCUCAGCUCGUGCAGGAUAUCCUGUCUCGCAGCCAAAUCUCACACCGGUAUAUGCACGUCCACGACAGGCGAAACUCUUCUAGAAGCUGCGAGCGUACUUUGCUCUAUUUGGAAGCUCUAGAAUGGCUGCGAAAGAGCAUUACUUUACCUACAGGAACUGUCAUCUUCAUCAACGAGCAGCACGUCUAUCACCAUCAACUCUUUAGAGAGAUCCGCUGCACCAGAUCUAUAAGUGUCUUCCCGGUAGGUCUGGAAGGGACCAUUUUGUCCAACCGAAUCCGGAUCAGCACACCUAUCUUGAAGGAAGGCAAAGUGGUUGCCGUCGCUGGCUCUGCUUUAUUUUUGUCUGGUACGGCAUUCUCACUACGUCUCCUUCAACUGUCACCAACGUACAUUGGCGCUGCAGGAGAAAGAUUUCUCAACUCUACUUCUACAGUGGCCCAUUUAUCUCUUAGUCUCAUGGAUCUGGUGCCUGUUGCGAAGAAUUGUACACAGAUUCUCACCUGGAAUACUCAGACCAACUACUACGCAACGUUUCCCCAUUUUUCUGCUUUACAUAAAUCACUUCCCCAGCAUAUACCGCUUUCGCAUACAAACCUCGUUAGACUGUAUCGGAGCAUGUCGCAGUAAAUAUAUACUUGCAAA